AUGAAGAAAAUUGGAUUUGAUGAAAAACGAUGCAACAAAAUCCUACAGUGUAUCUCAACUUCCACCUCUGUUGUUCUCAUUAAUGGAUCUCCUGACAAAUUCUUUAAACCCUCCAGAUGGCUAAGACAAGGAGACCCCCUUUCUCCAUGUUUGUUUCUUUUCUGCAUGGAAGCACUCUCAAGAAAUCUUCUUCAUGCUGAGGAUCUAGGCAUCAUUACUGGUCUCAAAAUAUGCAAAGCUGCUCCCCUUAUCAGCGACCUCCUGUUUGCUGAUGACUGCAUGAUAUUCUGCAAAGCCAACCUUACUGAAGCUCAAAACAUUAUGAAGAUCCUACAAAUAUUUGGUAGCACUUCUGGGCAGUUAAUCAAUUUCAACAAGUCAAAAGUCUUCUUCAGCAAAAACACCAACCCAGACCUCAUCCCCCAAAUUAGCAGUUCCAUGGGAGUUCAAAUCCUUCAACUGGAUGAAAAAUAUCUAGGUUCACCACUCUUCACACAUAUAAGCAAAAUUAGUUCCUUCAAUCCUGGGGUGGAAAAGCUGAAGGUGAGACUCACUAGCUGGAAGAACACUCCCCUAAACCCUGCUGGAAGGGAAAUUCUCAUAAAGUCUGUCACUUCUUCUGCAUGCAUAUAUCAGAUGAACCGCUUCAAGGUACAAAAGAAAACAUGCAAAGAUAUCAACAACCUUCAAAGAGACUUUUUCUGGGGAAAAAAUAUAGAAAAUCCUACUGGAUACUACCCUAAAGCUUGGACUGCAGUGUGCAAACCCAAAGAGCCGGGGGGUCUAGCCUUUAUGAAUAUGGAACUCUUCAACAGUUCAAUGAUUAAAAAAAUUGGGUGGAGACUAGAGAAGGACCAAGAUUCCAUGUGGUACAAGCUCAUGGAUGCCAAGUAUCUACUAGGAAGGAAUGUCCUCAACAUGGAUACAAAAGCUAAAAAUGGAGAUUCAUGGAACUUCCCUCAUAAUGUGGAAAGGUUAGAGUCAAUUCUUCUUCCAGAUGGAAACUGGGAUGUAGACCAAAUCCUUACUCUUUUUAGCAAUGACAAGGCAGCAGUUAUUGUCAAUUUGCAGACACACCCUAAUGAAGAAGAUAGAGUAAUAUGGGACCUAAAUGAUAAAGAUGUUUUCUCUGUCAAAGAGCUUUACAAGGCAAAGAUUGAAGACCUCUACAGUAAUGACAUUCCUACAGGGAACUGGGCAUCUAUCUGGAAUAUGAAAGUGGCACCAGUCAUUAGAAUCUUCCUCUGGAAAUGUGGUCAAGGUAUUCUUCCUACAAAUGCUAAAACAGCUAGCAUUCUCCACUACAUCAAUCCUUCUUGCACUGUCUGCAACAAUGGUGAAGCAGAAACCAUGUCUCAUAUGUGGUUAAACUGUCCAGCUGCUAUUCUGGUUUGGAAGGAGGUUUUGGGCUCCAUUAAUUCCCAUUUUGACAGUAACACCAUCUUUAUUGAAUGGUUAACUUCAUGGUUCCAACCUGGAAUUAAUGGCACCAAUUGCAACAUUUAUGUCACAACCUGCUGGCUUUCACUGCUGAGUUUGGGAAUAACAUCAAAAUAUGCACUCUACAAGACCCUGAAACCUCUCUUUUAUACUGCUCUAAUAAUGACAGAUUUUGCAGGAAACAUUACAAGAACCAAAGGACAUCCAGGAUACAAUGGAGCAGAGGGAGCAACAGCAGGGGAAGAACUAGCUUUCCAGUGGGCCAAAGAACUGCAGCACACCAAUGUCACUAUAUCAGCUGAGGCAAUGGAGACACUAGUUCAGUUCAAACUCCUCCAUCACAAAGCAGUCACACGAAGAUUUCAUCUUAGCUAUCAUGCAAGAAGAAACUGUCAACAAGAAGAAGUAGAAAGGAGUAGUAAUAUGGGAAACUAUCCCGUAUCUUUUGUUUUUCUAAGCCUUAGUAUAAUUACCAGACAACAAAACAUGGAUGCUUUCAAUUUAGCUUUAUUUUGUAAAAACAAUGCUGGCAGGAUAAGUAGCACUUCUGCUACCAAUGUCAUCCCUAAUGUUGUGUAUGCUUCUUAG
Papaver somniferum (opium poppy) is the source of this 2028-nucleotide messenger RNA. RefSeq lists its product as uncharacterized. NCBI's taxonomy places the organism in Eukaryota, Viridiplantae, Streptophyta, Magnoliopsida, Ranunculales, Papaveraceae. The record is from RefSeq and is a predicted model, not a curated record. The transcript has 3 exons. The coding region runs from base 1 to 2028 and encodes 675 amino acids.